GUCACUCCGUGUCCCACUGUCACACCGUGUCCCACUGUCACUCUGUGUCCCAUUGUCACACCGUGUCCCAUUGUCACUCUGUGUCCCAUUGUCACUCCAUGUCCCACUGUCACACCGUGUCCCACUGUCACACCGUGUCCCACUGUCACUCCAUGUCCCACUGUCACACCGUGUCCCACUGUCACACCGUGUCCCAUUGUCACACCGUGUCCCAUUGUCACUCUGUGUCCCAUUGUCACACCGUGUCCCAUUGUCACACCGUGUCCCACUGUCACACCGUGUCCCAUUGUCACUCUGUGUCCCAUUGUCACUCCAUGUCCCACUGUCACACCGUGUCCCUGUCGCUGUCCCCUGUCCCAUUGUCACUCUGUGUCCCUGUCGAUGUCCCUUGUCCCCGGUCCCAUUGUCACCCUGUCCCAUUGUCACACCGUGUCCCUGUCGCUGUCCCCUGUCCCAGUGCCAUUCUGUGUCCCCUGUCGGUGGCGCUGUCUCCUGUCACCUCUGAUGUCCCCUGUCCCUGUGAUGUCCCCAGCCCUUGAGCGCCUCUUGGUGGCGCUGUCCCCUGUGCCACUGUCACUCCGUGUCCCAUUGUCACUCCGUGUCCCUGUCCUUGUCCCCAGCCCUGGAGCGGCUGUCGCUGCCCGUGUCCCCUCUGAUGUCCCCUGUCCCCUCUGGUGUCCCCUGUCACCUCUGAUGUCCCCUGUCGCUGUCCCCAGCCCUGGAGCGGCUGUCGCUGCCCGUGUCCCCGGGCUGUCCCCUGUCCCCUCUGAUGUCCCCUGUCCCCUCUGAUGUCCCCUGUCGCUGUCCCCAGCCCUGGAGCGGCUGUCGCUGCCCGUGUCCCCUGUGCCAUUGUCACUCCGUGUCCCCGGGCUGUCCCCUGUCCCCUCUGAUGUCCCUGUCCCCUCUGGUGUCCCCAGCCCUGGAGCGGCUGUCGCUGCCCGUGUCCCCUGUGCCAUUGUCACUCCGUGUCCCCGGGCUGUCCCCUGUCCCCUCUGAUGUCCCUGUCCCCUCUGGUGUCCCCAGCCCUGGAGCGGCUGUCGCUGCCCGUGUCCCCUCUGAUGUCCCCUGUCCCCUCUGAUGUCCCCUCUGGUGUCCCCAGCCCUGGAGCGGCUGUCGCUGCCCGUGUCCCCGGGCUGUCGCGCGCUGUCCCCGCGGCCCGGGGGGGUGGCCUGGGGGGAGGUGACCCGGCGGUGGCACCGGACCCUGCUCGAGCUGGACCUGAGCGGCCGCCGCGACCCCGACCUGGGGGGGGCCUUGGCCGCCUUCGGCCCCCGCGACCCCCUGAGGGUCCUGAGGCUGGCGGGGACCCCCGUGACCCCCCGGGAGCUCAGCCCGCUGCUGGCCUGUCCCCACCUGUCGCACCUGGACGUGUCCUCGUGUCGCCGCCUCCCCCGCGGCACCAAGCGGCCGCACCGGGGCCGGGGGGCGGUGCUGCGGCUGCUGCGGGGGCUGGCGGGGGGCGACACCCCCGAGGGGACCCCCCCGGGGACACCCCCCGAGCCGGGGACACCCCCCGAGCCGGGGACACCCCCAAAACAGGGGACACCCCCAAAACAGGGGACACCCCCCAAAGUGACACCCCCAAAACAGGGGACACCCCCAGAAGAGGGGACACCCCCCAAAGUGACACCCCCCAAAGUGACACCCCCAGAAGAGGGGACACCCCCCGAGGUGACACCCCCAAAACAGGGGACACCCCCAGAAGAGGGGACACCCCCCAAAGUGACACCCCCAAAACAGGGGACACCCCCAGAAGAGGGGACACCCCCCAAACCCCCCCCUUUUUUAUAG
Vidua chalybeata is the source of this 1791-nucleotide messenger RNA. Its product is annotated as proline-rich protein HaeIII subfamily 1-like. NCBI's taxonomy places the organism in Eukaryota, Metazoa, Chordata, Aves, Passeriformes, Viduidae. The record is from RefSeq and is a predicted model, not a curated record. Bases 1078 to 1791 code for a protein of 237 amino acids. The transcript has 3 exons.